This is a messenger RNA of Schistosoma rodhaini, 1758 nucleotides long. NCBI's taxonomy places the organism in Eukaryota, Metazoa, Platyhelminthes, Trematoda, Strigeidida, Schistosomatidae. The record is from the annotation of a GenBank genome assembly.
AUUUGGUUACUACGACAACUGGCGCUUGCGUGUGUUUAAAAAUGAGCAGUAAUAGGGUCGUACGUAAAAAGCCUGGUAUUAAGAAGAUAAAGAAAGAGAAAGAAAACCAAUUUUUCCUGACUGAUGAUAAUGGAAACAUCAUACCAGGAAUAUACAGAACACCGGUCGGAGAAGUUAAAAUUAAGAAGAUUGAAGCAUCAGGAAUUUGCGAUAUCGUUUCACUCGCGCGUUCAAUGAACGAUAAUUUUGCAUCGAGGACUAAAGAGUUAUUUACUCCAGAGGUGGAGGCUGUUAAAGAAGCUAUCAAAACAGGCGUAUAUGUUGCAUGGAGACCAAUAGAUAAACCUUGGAACCAACAGGAUUGUCAGCGUGUGUGUUCUAAUUCUCGCUGUUUUUGUGGACACUCAUUAAAUCAACAUGAAGCAUUUUCUGUGAAUAAAGCAUCAUCAAAGUGUAGUCAGACUGGGUGCUCAUGCAAAGGAUUCAAGUUUGUUCCCAGUAGACCAGAAGAAGUUGGUGAGUUUUGGUUGACUAGACGCAGUGAUUUUGAUCGUAAUUCUUAUCGUGUUAAAUGCAAGUGUAAGCAUACUCAUGAAGAACAUGCUGCUGAUUUAGUUCCUUAUCGAUGUAAAGUUAAAAGAUGCAACUGUUCAGGAUUUUCAUCAGCUUUCCUUUGCGCUGCAUGUGACAAGCACUGGCAUGAGCAUCAAACAGUUUUCGAAACUGAAAUGGAACGUAAAGCUGAAGGACGUCCAGUUGGUGAAGGAUGGAUUCCGUUUGCUGAAUUACCAGAAUUAGCUAAAAUUGCACUGACUGGUGUAGACAAUCCAAAUAUUCAAACAUUAGCUGAUGCUUUGCCAGUAAGUUCUCGUCAAAGUCUUCUAGAAAAACAAACUUCACCUGCUAUCUGUGGAUCGAAAGAUUAAAAUAUCUGCAAUAAUUCUAAAGUAAAUUUUGUUUGAAUAAAUUUCUCAACUGUUUCUAUACUACUUACUAUAUUGGUUUUCAGUAACAUUUGCAAAUGAAUAUCUAUACACAUAUAUUUAAUUCGUUAUAUGGUUUCAAUACUCAUUGCUUUCAUUUUCCUCUUCAUUGAUGUUGUCCUUAUUAUUCUUUCCUUACAAUCAUUUGAAUUGAUACACUUCCUUGUCAUCAUUAUUUCUCCAUUAUAUCCAUUGAUGUGAUACACAAUUUUUAAAGUAUAUUUUCUAUUCAAGAUUGACUGAAACAAAUUAAUAACUUAUUUAAAAGAACUUAAUAAAGUGGAAAGUAUCAACGUUUGUGAAAAAUGAAUGGCUGUAUAAAGUCAUGAGUUGUAGUAUAUUAGAACAUAUCACCUAUUCAGUCCUCUUUCUGCUUUUUCAUGGUUAAGUUAAUUUUCUGAUAGAAAACUAGUUCCGAAGAAUUUUUUUGUUGUCUUGCUUAUUUUAAUUUGUACUUUUUCACGUACUUUUUUUUUGCAAAGAUUCUUCUUAAUUUUUAUGAUUUUUUUAAGUGGAUUAUUUAUUUUUUGGAUUUUCUUCAAGCUGUGAUUUUCAUUAUUUUUUUUUCAGAAUAAAAGAUGAUCUAAUCAUCAUUUAUUUUUUUUCAGGACUUUUAAUUUACCUACCGUAAAAAAAUAAGGUAGACUUAAUGUUUUUUUUAAAAGUUAUUGUCUCUGAUCGUCAUAGUUUCAUUUUUUAUUUAGACUACUAUUGUAGUGUGGUCUACUUAUAUCCAUAUCAGUAGUAUAUAGUGAUGGUCAGACAUAGAAUGUAU